Tauraco erythrolophus (red-crested turaco) is the source of this 1263-nucleotide messenger RNA. NCBI's taxonomy places the organism in Eukaryota, Metazoa, Chordata, Aves, Musophagiformes, Musophagidae. The record is from RefSeq and is a predicted model, not a curated record.
AUUUUAGUCCAGCACAGUGCUACAGACAUUAAUUUGGAAGGUGAAGCAGGGAACACACCUAUAAUUGUGGCAUGUUACAAGGAUAAUCCUGAAGCGCUGACACUCCUGAUUGAAAACGGAGGGAAAAUAUGUAAACCAAACAAAACGGGAGGUAUGCCUAUCCAUGCAGCUGCAUUUUCAGGUGCAAAAACAUGUAUGGAAAUUCUUUUAAAAAAAGGCGAAGAAUUGGGUCACUCUGCUAAAACCCACAUCAAUUUUACCAAUAAUGGAAAGUGCAGUCCACUUCAUUUGGCAGUUCAAAGUGGGGACCUCGAAAUGAUUAAAAUGUGCAUUGAAUUUGGAGCCCAAAUUGAUCUAAAACAGAACGAAAAAUGUACAGCACUUCAUUUUGCUGCCACUCAAGGAGCAACUGAGAUUGUAAAGUUAAUGAUGUCAUCCUAUGCUGGUGAGGAAUCCAUUAUUGAUGCUGCAGAUGGGAAUAAGGAAACAUUGCUUCACAGGACAGCAUUGUUUGAUCAUUAUGAACUGGCAGAGUAUUUGAUUUCAAUGGGGGCUAAUAUUGAUAGUGUUGACAUAGAAGGUCGAUCCCCGCUUCUGUUGGCCACUUCCUGUGCAUCAUGGAAAAUUGUGAAUUUACUGCUCUCAAAAGGAGCAAAUGUAUCAUUAAAAGAUCAUCUUGGUCGAAAUUUCUUGCAUUUGACGGUAUUGCAGCCUGGAGGAUUACAGCAUCUGAAUGAGAAAUUUCUGCAGAUGGAACAUAUUAAAAACCUUGUAGUGGAUGAAGAUAAUGAAGGAUGCACUCCAUUGCAUUAUGCAUGCAGACAAGGUGUGGCCCUGUCUGUAAAUAAUCUACUCAGCCUCAACGUUUCCAUCUACUCUAAGAGCAGGGACAAGAAGUCGCCGUUACACUUUGCUGCCAGCUAUGGACGCAUCAAUACAUGUCAACGACUUAUAAGAGAUAUGAAAGACACAAGACUUUUGAAUGAAGGUGAUAAGAAAGGAAUGACUCCACUUCAUUUGGCAGCCCAGAAUGGUCAUGAGAAGGUAGUUCAGUUUCUUCUGAAGAGAGGGGCCCUUUUUCUCUGUGAUUAUAAAGGCUGGACAGCCCUGCACCACGCUGCCUUCGGAGGAUACACUCGCACAAUGCAGAUCAUUUUGGAUACUAAUGUGAAGUGUACUGACAGAGUGGACGAAGAAGGGGUAUGUGUUCACAUAGCGUUAUUUGUUUCUUGUCUGCUGUUACUUCUAGACCAAACAUCAGUG